UAGCUUGCACACGUUAGUUCUGCAGAUCAAGGAGGGCUGAGUAGUUAGUUAGAAGGGGUGUUAGAAAAUCGCCGGGAAACUUGAACACCUCUCCGCUGUUGUAAACCCAGUAAAAAGAACAGGCAUGGAGGUGUAGACUUGCAAGUGUUCAAAGAAUAGAGCAGUGAAAAACAUUUUUUAUUCUUUUGAAAAGCACGAAAACGUAAGAGAGCAGAGAGAAAGACGCAAGUGCAACAGCACGUGUUUGUCUGUUUAUGUUUUUUUUUUCGUUGUGCAUUUAGAAAACCACCAACAUACGUGGACUAGCAUUUUGUAUUGGAGCUGCUUGUUUUUUCAAUUCAGGUGGCGGACAAGAAUGAUCUCUUCAUAGCCUUGAGCUGCCAUUACAGCGGACAAUGGUCAAGAUGUUGCAAAAGAUAUUCGCUUUUUUUAUUUUGGUGACAAUAGUACUCUUCACUGUGCAGGCUAGGAAAAAGGAGAUUUUCCAAGAUGGAGAAAAAGGUUACCAACAAAUUUCGAAGUGUUUCAGGAUCAGAAAGUGAGACUACAAUGUCCAGUUCGUGGAAAUCCACAGCCCUAUUUAGUGUGGUAUCACAACAAUCAGCCAGUAUCUAGUGUGUUGUCCCACGUGCUGCUGAAGCGGCAUAGUCUUAUCAUCUUAGAUUUCCAACCCGAAGACGCUGGAGUCUACGCUUGUAAGGCCUACAAUCGAUUUGGAGAAAUCUGGAAAAAUUUUACUCUCUCUCUGGCAGAGUUUUCUUCACCAACAAAAGCUGUGACAGAUGUGGUUUCUGUACCAGAAGUGUCUGCAGGCAAAUUAAGGUCGCCAUUCUUUACUGAGCCAGAAAUGAUGUCCAGAGAUCUGAUCGUUGUUCCUGCUGGAACGGACGUGACCCUCUCAUGCCCUGCAGAAGGCUCUCCGAAGCCAAACAUUACAUGGGCAAAGAAUUCUAGACCAAUAGUUCGUUUCAUGAACAAAAAGACGAUAUACAAGAGAUGGAACAUCACACUAACUACUGUUGGACCUCAUGACAGUGGAAAUUAUUCUUGUGUGGUGGAAAACAGUGAGGGAAAAAUCAAGUGGACUUUUAAAGUUGAAGUUCAAGAACGUUUGGUAGGCAGCCCUCUCAUCCGAGAUGGUUACCCUAGUAACCAGACAGUAUACGUCGGACAGCAGGCAAGAUUUGAGUGUCGCUUUUACAGCGAUCUACACCCUUACGUACGAUGGUUAAAGUAUUACACCGUGAACGGUUCCUACCACGACCCCAAUGGAAAACUUAAUGUUCACAUGGUUGAGAGUACUAAUCCCAAUGUCACCGAUCCUCAACUACUGGUCAUAGAUAAUGUGACAGAAGAGGAUGAAGGGUGGUACGCCUGUCUUGCUUGGAAUUAUAUUGGUUUUUCAAACAGAACUGUUUUCCUUUCUGUGCUUCCGUGGCCUGAAAAAGUGGAAGAAAGUAUACAGAAUGAGGUUUCUCCAGUUCCAUGGAUGAUUUUAGUUGUCGUGUUCACAAGUAUACUGGUAGUGAUCUUACUUGGAGUUGUCUUAUGCCGAUAUCAACUGGCAAAGCAACAGAAAAACAAAGUCAAUCUAAUAGCCACUCAAAACCAUGUCAUCAUCAAGAAGAAAGUUGUACUAGAAAAACCAGAAUCGGACACAUCAGGGCAGUCUUUAGCACCACUGGUAAAGAUUGACAUCACACACAGUUAUCCCUCUUCAGAAAAAAACUCAGUAUCUGAAUAUGAAAUUACACCUGAUCCAUUGUGGGAAUUUCCAAGAGAAAGGCUGGUACUUGGCACAACUCUUGGUGCAGGCGCUUUUGGACAAGUUAGGAAAGGAGAUGCAUAUGGGCUAACAGAUAAGGAAGGUCCUGCAAUAGUAGCCGUAAAGAUGCUGAAAGAUGGUCACACUGAUCAGGAGCUAGCUGAUUUGGUAUCAGAGAUGGAAGUCAUGAAGAUGAUCGGGAAACAUGUGAACAUUAUCAACUUGUUAGGAUGUUGCACCCAAGACGGACCACUGUAUGUUAUUGUGGAAUAUGCACCAAAUGGAAACUUGCGAGACUUUCUACGAGCUCAUCGACCUAGCUCAGGGUAUGAACGAGCCAUUGGGAUUGACUUGAAACCAAAGACUCUCACACAGAAAGAUUUGAUUUCCUUUUCUUAUCAGGUGGCUCGUGGCAUGGAAUACUUAGUUUCAAGAAAGUGUAUUCAUCGAGACUUGGCAGCACGUAAUGUACUCGUAACGGAAGACAAAGUGAUGAAGAUAGCAGACUUUGGACUUGCUCGAGAUGUUAACAAUAUCGACUAUUAUAAGAAGACUACUGACGGCCGACUACCUGUUAAAUGGAUGGCACCAGAAGCUUUAUUUGAUAGAGUGUACACGAGUCAGAGUGAUGUGUGGUCUUAUGGUGUAUUGGUGUGGGAAAUAAUGACCCUUGGAGGAACACCUUAUCCAUCAAUUCCCAUCGAGAAGCUUUUUCACUUGUUGAGAGACGGACACAGAAUGGAGAAGCCCCAGAACUGUACUCUUGAAAUAUACAUGAUUAUGCGUGAGUGUUGGCAAAAUUCUGCUCAGCAGAGACCAACAUUCUCAGAGCUAGUAGAAGAUUUGGACCGUAUCUUGACUAUUUCAUCUGAACAGGAAUACAUGGAUCUGAAUAUGCCCUUCCCUGUGCUGGAGACACCUCCUUCAAGUUGCUCUUCUUCUGACAUGGACAUGUUUGAUUCCGAAGAAGAAACCAGUGAUGGUUUUAAUCUUUAAAAUAAUAAGAUUUUCCGUCAAUCUGUUUAUGCUAGUCAGCAGGCCUACACUGUAGAAACUUUUAUUUUGACGUAAAUUAGGUUUUUCAGAAAGCUGUUAAUUGUGUCGCUUUCUUCGACUUGUGGGACUGAAAAAAAAAAAGAAGCUUUAUGCAGAUCACAGCAGCAAAAGUAAACACAUCCAAAUUAAUUUGUAUGUAGGAGGAGACUGAAUAAAAAAUCAAAUUAAAUUUAACUCCAUGCAAAGAAGAGCAGAACUAUACUCGACAAACAAUACAAAACUAAGUGUGUUAUGGUAUUUGGUGCAUUGAAACGAAAAAAAUAAAGAAAUAUUUUAUGGUAGACAUUUAAAAAAAUAUUCAAGAUCAGAAAAAGACAUUAGAAAAAUGGUAUUUUGUUAUGACAAAGCCUGGAACUCCUGGGAGGCUGUAAAGUUGUAUGUAAAGAAUGAACACAUCAACUCACCGAUGUCAGUAUUUUUUCGCUGGAUUUUCAGAAAGGAAGUGGCGCUCGUUGAAGUGUUCUCUUUUUGUUGGAUAUAUUUUUACUAACAUGUCUUUUUAUUUUACUGUUUCGUAAGUAUUUUUAAGCCUCGUAAUGUUUUUAUGUAGCAAGUAAUUUAUUGGCUGAGAUUUCUGUUGUAUUUAUACACUGUAUAUCUGUUAUUUUCUUUUUCACAUUACAGGACACGUUCAGUUCAUUCGCACCUUAAGGGUUUGUAUCUAUAACUUAUUAGAGUGAGCAUUUUAUCUAAAUAGAGAAGCAAGCAGUAAAAGAGAACAUUACAUUAAACUUUUUUCACGGAUAUCGUAUGUCAUUUGAAAGACGAAAAGAUCUGAUUUUGUCAUUUGCCAUAAUCAGAAAAUUUGAAUAUACGCACAUUCAUGUACAUUGAAAGCAAAUAUUGGAAUUUAUCUUAAUAGAUAUUUAGAAGUGUUAUAUCAAAAAUUUUAGUCUUAAUAGUGUGGUUAACGUUGAUGUUAGGUAAAUAUUCUAAAUAGACUGUACAUCAAUAACUAAAAACGGGCUUUCUUGGUUUUAACACAAUAGAAUAAAUAAGUGCCUUAUCAGUGUUAUUAUGAAAUUUGAAAUGCUAAAUAGCAGUAAAAUGCCCAAAGUAAUAUAAGUAAAUAGUAGGAAAAUAAAUAAUAAAACUUGUCUUAGUAUAAAUACAGAUUAAGACAAAAAAAAAAGUCACAACUGUUAUAACAUCACGUUAUAACACGUUAAUUAACUUACGUAUGUAAAACAGUAGCGUUAAGCGCUCUUGUGUAUGGAAAAUAUAUGAAUCGGAGUGUAAAAAAAGAAAAAAAUAUACAACAAUUCCCAGAACAACGUAUUUACAUAUCGGAUAAACUAGGCUAAUGAGAUCUGUAACGGCUGUUCAGUUAAUUUUUGCAACAUUUAAUGUCAACUAAUGUACACGAACAUGUUAGCGUCAAAAUCUAUGUUUGUGUAAAAAAAUUUCACGAAAUACAUUUAUAAGCUAGCCGAAAUUUGUACAAUAACUAUAUAUCUUGAGGGAUACAAAAACUCAUGUUUUGACAUCACAUUAGAUUGUACACACUCAUGCUAGUUUUAACAUCGCGUUACAUUUCGUACAAACUCAUGCUAGUUUUGAGAUGUUGCUUUGUUGUCUUAUCGUUAUGCUUUGUUUGUGUUCAUAAAGUUGUAUUGAUAUAAUGCAUAAAAUAGGUAAGGGUGUCGGACCACUAUGUCGAUCAUCUUUGUCUACAAUACAUUGAUAUGAACACUCAUUUUUUUUUCUAUUCAAUAAACACUGAAGAGACUUAAUUCUGUUUUUUGUAAUAAUCGGAAUCUUAUUCAAUAUACGCACAGUUAUGUUUACAUAAAUGUUAUAUCAAAGUUUUUAUUCACUACUUUAGUUAACAGACAGUAAACAAAUAGCACGAAUAGGAGACUAUUUCAAAAUCAUUAUGCAGUUACAAACACCAAAGAAUGGUAAAACUACCAAUUCAAUUAACAUAAAAUUAUUGAAGCUUAGCUGAGUCAGGACAUAGCUUAAGGCAAUAAAUGGUUAAUGUUAAUGAAGUUACAAUUAAACGUUAUAAAAACUCGUUGUCAAUUGGUUCCGUAAAAUCUUAACUUUUGUAAUAUGAUAAAACAUAGAAACUGUAUACAUUUAUCGAUAUAAGUUGAUUUCUAAGCAUUUUGCAAGUUCGAUGUUUUAGAAUUGUUAUUGAUACGUACUUUUAAAACAUACGUGUAUCUAUUUUUGAACACGCUAUAAUUUCGAACGUUGAUUUGUUACAAAAACAAUAUUCUUUCAUUUUCAGUUUUUUGGAAUAAAGAAAGUUGCAAUUAUUGAUGUUCUAUGAUUGAAAUAUGACAGUUUAAAAAAGGAUUAAGUAUGUGUGUAUCGAAGCAAUAAGAUCAUACUUAAUUAUGUUUUUACGUAGUUAGUAAACUAAUGAAACCAUAAAAAUAGUUCCAGGUUAAACUCUAAAAUUUGUUUUGAGUUUGAUAUAAAGUUUCUGUUCGUCGUGAUCCUUUUAAAAUGUUUAUAAUAGAUAGUAUAAUAAUAAAGCAAAAUGACUUAUCGGGAUAUGGUGUAUUUAUCAUGGUUAGUAUUUAUUAAACUUUUAUAACCUCAUAAGUAUCUCAGUUGUUACUUAUACCCACAGCCUAAGAGUAAUUAUUUCUGCUCUGAAAAGAAGAUAAAUGCUGAUCUAAAGUUUGUUCGUGUGUUUCCUUGUUUCAGGUUAGAACAUCAACAUGAAAUGUGUGAAUAAUGCAAAAUGGUUUUUUAAAUGUAGUUUUCAAGCACCUCUUCAUGCUUGACAUCACAUUUCAUGAAGUAUUAUGUACACUUCAACCAUUUUAAAAAAGCAUUGGUAACUUUUAGAAAAUAAUUUUAGUGUUCAUUAUAAGUUACUUUAAGGCCAGAUAAAUGUUCGUAAUUGUUAGUAGCUCUUUAACUACGUGUAAGAAAAAUUUUCUUUAAAUGUAUAUAGAUCUUAGUGCAUAAGUACUAAGAAAUUCUCAAUUUUUGUCCAUUUACAGAGUACAAAGACCGAAGAAAAGUGUUAUGUAGUUUUAAAUGUUGGAUUCAAAAUAUUUGUAUUUAUUUCGAUGUGAAUA
Molecule: messenger RNA, 5862 nt
Organism: Limulus polyphemus (Atlantic horseshoe crab)
Lineage: Eukaryota; Metazoa; Arthropoda; Merostomata; Xiphosura; Limulidae
Product: fibroblast growth factor receptor 3-like
Exons: 18
Coding region: 848-2761 (637 amino acids)
Biological process (GO): positive regulation of kinase activity; multicellular organism development; fibroblast growth factor receptor signaling pathway
Cellular component (GO): membrane; signaling receptor complex
Molecular function (GO): fibroblast growth factor receptor activity; ATP binding
Source: RefSeq, a predicted model, not a curated record